AUGGAUGAAACUGCUUUUGCUUCACUAUUGUUGGCCCUGCUAUUAGUUUCCCACCGCAGCACGAGUUCAAUUCAGAGAGAUCAGAUCCUAUCUAUCUACAACGUGCUAAUACUAAUGACGACCGUCUUCGACGAACUGGUUAACAAAUUCCCUGAUCGUUAUGAAAUUAAAAUUCUGCUGGAAAAAAUUUAUGAUGUGACUGGUAUCAUGAGUCGAUUCAGACCACCGGAUAAGGAAGUCUGUGAUACUGUGGAAGAGGAAAAGCUCGCCAGUCUCAAAGAAGAUCUUAAGGCUGUCAUCACAGUGGCGUCAGUGAUUUGGGUCAAGAUAUAUGAUAUCGAUGUCCCACAAGUGCAUUCACCGAAAAAGAUGAAAACAAGUACCGCAAGAGUAGAUACUGCGAAUCGGAAAGGCUGA
Molecule: messenger RNA, 417 nt
Organism: Ilex paraguariensis (yerba mate)
Lineage: Eukaryota; Viridiplantae; Streptophyta; Magnoliopsida; Aquifoliales; Aquifoliaceae
Source: the annotation of a GenBank genome assembly